Drosophila ficusphila is the source of this 635-nucleotide messenger RNA. RefSeq lists its product as uncharacterized. The record is from RefSeq and is a predicted model, not a curated record. The transcript is spliced from 2 exons. The coding region runs from base 270 to 620 and encodes 116 amino acids. NCBI's taxonomy places the organism in Eukaryota, Metazoa, Arthropoda, Insecta, Diptera, Drosophilidae.
CACGGGAAUCACUCGAUCCAAAAUCCACCCAUGUUUAUAGGUAAACAACCCCCAGAAUAUCUAUCGGCUGCUGGCACCGAGCGUAACCCGGAUGAGUCAAGUUCAAUGACGAAAUGCCAGCAAAGUGUUGGCCCAAAAAACAGUGUACUUAAUUGUGAAAAUUGGCAAUCGCCAGCAGUGCGGAAAAUUGAAGCCCCUCCAGUCACAUUUUUAUAAAUUGCAAGUGCUAGGCAUCAGAAUUGUUAGUUUGCAAUCGAAUCUCGAGCAAAAUGUCGCACCAAUCCUGCUAUCUCUUCCUGAUCUCCAUUGCAGUCCUGCUAGCACUUGGAUCUGCCCAGUACUACACUCAAUACAAUCCUUACUACACUCCGAGUCCCACGUUUUCCAGCCUGAACAACUAUUACUAUCAGACCACGCCGUAUCCCUACUACUACAGCACGUAUACGACCCCGAGUCCCUACACCAACAACCAGAUCAGAAUCUGGCCCUAUGUGAUCGGGCAGUAUCUAUAUCCCACGUACUACAACAACAACUACUACAAUCCUUAUGCCUCGCUCAGCAAUUCCAAUUGGCAACAGUACUAUGCGAGUAUUUACGGAUCGAGUUUGGGAAAGAAGUGAUCCCAAAAUAUGAAG